This is a messenger RNA of Erigeron canadensis, 858 nucleotides long. Its product is annotated as structure-specific endonuclease subunit SLX1. The record is from RefSeq and is a predicted model, not a curated record. Gene Ontology annotation, cellular component: Slx1-Slx4 complex. The coding region runs from base 140 to 682 and encodes 180 amino acids. Lineage: Eukaryota; Viridiplantae; Streptophyta; Magnoliopsida; Asterales; Asteraceae. The transcript has 3 exons. Gene Ontology annotation, molecular function: crossover junction DNA endonuclease activity; 5'-flap endonuclease activity. Gene Ontology annotation, biological process: double-strand break repair via homologous recombination.
AAAGUUCAACUCUCGUCACAUUACUUUUGGCUAUAUUACAAAGUGGAAAUUUGGGAGAUGGUGAACAGCAAAAAAAAAAACACACAGUAUAUUCCAUCAAUCCAUAACACAAAGUUGAAUCGAAAUUGAUUUGAAUUGAAUGACGAGAUUACUGUCGACAUCCUUUUUCAGAUCUUUGAAACCUCAUAAUAAUAGGAAUAAUAAUAAGACUCUCCAUCUUCCAAAAAGAUCAUCGGCAUCAACCGAACUUCCGAUUUCAUUAUCGUCGGCCUCCCUCAAAUCACCGGAAUCACAAAAUCUUAAUGAUAAUAGCAAAAAUAAUUGGUGCGUGUAUCUAAUCCUGUCAACCAAUUCCCCAAUCAAAACUUACGUUGGCGCCACCAACAAUUUUUGUCGCCGCUUGAAACAACAUAAUGGUGAACUAAAGGGCGGUGCAAAAGCAUCACAGGCCGGAAGACCAUGGAUUUGUGCUUGCAUUAUUCGAGGUUUCGAGACUAAAAGUGAUGCAUGCAAGUUCGAGUUUAGAUGGAAGAAUAUGUCACGUAAAAUGACGCGUGAAAGGAAUUCGAAGGAUGAGGGAAGGCUUCGUUUGUUGCAGCAUAGAAAUAAAGCACUGCAGAAAGUAAAAGGUUCAAUAAAUUGCAUUAAUUUGGAAUUUGACUGGAAAUUAGAACUCAUCUGAUGUCUCUAUCUGUGUCUCUUUAUAUCAGAAUUUCAUAUACAAAUUCCUGAUUUUAGACCAUGUAGGCAUUCAUCAAUUUAAUUGUAAUUUGUAUGCCCUGUUUUAGACUAAAUGGCACAAUAUAUGUAAAUUUAUCCAAACGUUUAUGACAUGAGGUAAACGUUAUAAGAUGACGA